AUGUGCGCGAUUACAGGCACAGGCUGGCUCUUUGGCCUCACAGACGCUGAGGCUCAGCAGUGGUCAAGGGAGAGGAAGACAGGGAAAAGGGUUAAGGAAAUUCAUUUGGUGGCCCCAGCCUCUCUGGGCCUGGGAUGUACCGCCUUCGCCCAGGCUGCUCGCUGCGCCUUUAAAGUCCACUGGGAGUGUGAUGUCAGAGUCCUGCAGGCACUUGGAGAGGAAGCUUUGCGCCGGGUGCACUUCCACCACGCGCCCUGGCGUGCGCGCCGCCUGCUGCUGGGAGUCCCCCGACGCGGCGCGUCCUCUUGGGUGGUCUUCCCAGCUUGCAGUGGGAGCUUAACUCUGAAAACUUCACAGGGAUUCGACCCGAGCUUCCGAUUUGCCCCAAAGUUAGAACCCAUUGAACUUGAUCCGGUUCUGCGGGAAGGAGGGGAUGAGAAGGGUCUGGAGGUUUUAAACCAAGGGGAAAUUUAUUCUGAAGGUGCAGCCAGUGUCAUUGUUGGCCACCCUCUGGACACAGUCAAGACUCGCCUGCAGGCCGGCGUGGGCUAUGGGAACACACUCAGCUGCAUCCGCAUGGUGUACAGGAGGGAGAGUGUGUUUGGCUUCUUCAAGGGCAUGUCCUUCCCCCUCGCCAGCAUCGCCGUCUACAACUCGGUGGUGUUUGGGGUCUUCAGUAACACACAGAGGUUCCUUAGCCAGCGCCGCUGCAGGGAGCUCGAGGCCAGCCCCUCCCACACCCUGUCUGACCUGCUCCUGGCCAGCAUGGUGGCCGGCGUGGUCUCCGUUGGGCUGGGCGGGCCCGUGGACCUCAUCAAGAUCCGUCUGCAGAUGCAAACACAGCCCUUUCGAGAAGCCAAUCAGCAUUUGAAGCCCAGGGCAGUGGCUCUGGGGGGGCAGCCAGCCUAUCAUGGGCCUGUGCACUGCAUGGCAACCAUUGUGCGGAGUGAGGGCCUGGCGGGCCUGUACCGGGGUGCCAGCGCCAUGCUGCUGAGGGAUGUCCCAGGCUAUUGCCUCUACUUCAUCCCCUACGUGUUCCUGAACGAGUGGAUCACCCCCGAGGCCUGCGCAGGCCCCAGCCCCUGUGCUGUGUGGCUGGCAGGAGGCAUGGCAGGAGCAAUUUCUUGGGGGACAGCCACUCCUAUGGAUGUUGUGAAAAGUCGACUCCAGGCUGAUGGGGUUUAUUUCAGCAAAUACAAAGGUGUCCUGGACUGUAUCUCCCAGAGUUACCGAGAGGAAGGUCUUAAAGUGUUUUUCAGGGGCAUCACCGUGAACGCUGUUCGGGGUUUCCCCAUGAGUGCGGCCAUGUUCCUUGGCUAUGAGCUCUCGCUGCAGGCAAUCCGCGGGGACCACACAGUGACAGACCCGUAAGCCCAGGUCAGUGUGCUUCCCUCCCAGCCACUGGG
This is a messenger RNA of Loxodonta africana (African savanna elephant), 1406 nucleotides long. It is a transcript of the gene SLC25A48, whose product is annotated as solute carrier family 25 member 48. The coding region runs from base 1 to 1371 and encodes 456 amino acids. Gene Ontology annotation, molecular function: transmembrane transporter activity. Lineage: Eukaryota; Metazoa; Chordata; Mammalia; Proboscidea; Elephantidae. The transcript has 9 exons. The record is from RefSeq and is a predicted model, not a curated record. Gene Ontology annotation, cellular component: mitochondrion. Gene Ontology annotation, biological process: transport.